Messenger RNA from Olea europaea var. sylvestris, 1440 nucleotides. RefSeq lists its product as uncharacterized. Gene Ontology annotation, biological process: male meiosis II. The transcript has 3 exons. Lineage: Eukaryota; Viridiplantae; Streptophyta; Magnoliopsida; Lamiales; Oleaceae. The coding region runs from base 283 to 1149 and encodes 288 amino acids. The record is from RefSeq and is a predicted model, not a curated record.
CUACAGUUACGUUUCCGCAUUUUCGUGCAGUGAGUAACACGACUUUUAUUGAAUGGUCACUUCAUCCUUCGAGCACGUAUAAGCUUAAACCCACAUUCGACCCGCCAAAUUUUCGACCAUUCCCCCUCCUUUCUCCCUAAACGUUCUCCUCUCUCUCUCUCUCUACUCUCCAACGGGUAAAACAACAAUCAUGAAGAUCCUUCAACGUUAACCCCCUCCAAAUCGUCUUUAACUGGAGCAAAAUCCAGUUUUUGAACCCCAAGAAAAGAGAGAGAUUUUUCAAUGGUUCUUGAAUUGCGCUUAAUGGGUUGUUUUCUUGGGUGCUUUGGUGGUUCAAAGAAUUCCAAACGCCGCACACAGAUGGUUAAUCGUGGCAGCCCUAGAGACCAAGUUAGACACUUUUCUUACUUUAAAUUUUGUUUUUCACCAAAAUUUGAGUCCUAUGUUCUAUUAUUUCCCCCAAUAUUUAUGCAGCACAGAGUAUCACUGUCACUCUCUGAAAAUAACUGUUCUGUGGCAUCUAAUGUCAGAUUGUAUCCACCGAAUCAUAGGUACCACAAUAUUAUUGACGGUAAUGAUGAAAGCCAAGAGUAUGGUGAUAUUGACUUGGAUGAUCUAGACGUGAUGGACGAUCAAGAUGAUUCUGAUUAUGAUCAUGGAAUUGCUUGCAAAGAAGUGUGGUCCGAGUCAGUUUUAACUGCAUCUAUGAAGUCAAGGACAGAAGAUACUUCAGCUCGAACUAUCAACGAGGAAGUAGAGCGUCCUUUGAUACGGAUUGCACUGCCCAAGAGAAUAAUGGAGGCUUUUGGACAAAAAAUAAAUGCAGGGAUGGAAGUGACUGUCAAUUCCGUGUUGAACCCUGUUGAGAAUACUACUCAGUGGAAAGCCGUGAGAUUAAAAGGGAUGCAGCCUUUGAAGCCACAAAAGGAAAACUUGAUUGCUGACCUUGAAGCACCCCACAUUUCAUUUAGUCGUUUAGAACCAAAUUUUAAGCAAUCUUCACAUAUUUUGAAGCCAAAAUUGGAUCAUUCGAACAAUGCAAAUAAAGAGAGCGACAUUGAUUCAAGCCUCUCGAGCUGGUUGGUUUCGCCCGAUAUCACUCCUACAAAAAAAAAUAUCACAAGGUUCGACUUCAAUGAGGAGCUUUGAUGAUCGAACAAUUCUAGGUGCAUUGACAAUCGAGGAUCUGAAACAGAUAGCAUCUUCUUCCCUGAGGAAGCCUCCUGGUCGAAACCCUGAUGAGAUGCCUAUUAUAGGUAAUAGUUGGGACCUAUUGGAACAAUUUGGGUUCUGCUGAGCACUCUGAUUCAGCCUCUACUUAUAAAGGCGUAACUAAAUAAAGGGCAAUAAGAAUGACAUGAACGGAAUCUUUGGAAUGCUCAACCUGACAUAAAAUUUGUAGUUGUCGAAUUCAGUCUAAUCUAACGUACAAAACGUAGC